AUGACAAACGAAGAAGUUGUAAAGGAAAAAUUCUAUGCAGACCUUGAUAAUAUCCUGCGCAAAACGCCAAAGGAAGAUAAGCUGAUUUUGCUGGGUGAUUUCAAUGCCCGAGUUGGUGGAAACAGUACAUCUUGGUCGCGCACAAUUGGCAAAUAUGGGGUUUGGAAAUUAAAUGCAACUCAAAUGGUUUAGCUACCACUGGCAAACCUUUAGCUACCACUGGCAAAAAGAUCGACGUGGAUGCAUCCAAGAUCUAAACGCUGGCAUCUGAUUGAUUAUGCAAUAGUAAGACAAAGGGACCUAAAAGAUGUUUGUAUAACACAAGCAAUGUGUGGUGCUGAAUGCCAAACCGACCACAGAAUGGUCAGAAUGAAACUAAAAAUGAUAAUACAACCGCAAAGGCGAAAAGUUGCAUUCAAGGACGUCAGAAAGCUGAAUGUGGACAGACUAAAAAGCAAUGAGAUCAAAAAUGACUUUUCUGCCAAGAUGGAUACUGCCCUCAACCAAAUAGCUGACCGUCCAAGUGACUCCGUUCACGAUAAAUGGAAGGAGCUGAAAAAUCAAAUACUCAAAGUGUCGAAAGAAACACUCGGUACGAAAAGCAAGAAACAACCUGACUGGUUCGAAGAAAACAUCGG
Molecule: messenger RNA, 638 nt
Organism: Paramuricea clavata
Lineage: Eukaryota; Metazoa; Cnidaria; Anthozoa; Malacalcyonacea; Plexauridae
Source: the annotation of a GenBank genome assembly